This is a messenger RNA of Betta splendens (Siamese fighting fish), 1664 nucleotides long. RefSeq names its product hemopexin a (gene hpxa). The transcript has 10 exons. Bases 99 to 1466 code for a protein of 455 amino acids. NCBI's taxonomy places the organism in Eukaryota, Metazoa, Chordata, Actinopteri, Anabantiformes, Osphronemidae. The record is from RefSeq and is a predicted model, not a curated record.
AGCCCACGCGAACGCGGCCUGGAAUCAAUAAAUACUUGCGGCCGCAGCUCGCUGGGUACCUUUUGCCCAGCCUCCCCUAGUCUAGAGGACAGCCGACCAUGAAGCUCGCCCACAUCCUGUGUCUGUGCCUGGUCUUGGCUCUGUCGUGGGCUGACCACCAUGAAGGACAUGGAAAAACUGGACAAGCAGAUAAAGGACAUGGAGAAAAGGGACAUGUGCACAAAGGCCCUCUUCCACAUGGUCACGACCACACAGAACCUCACCCGGACCGUUGCAAAGGCAUUGAGAUGGACGCUGCCACCGUGAACGAGGAGGGCAUCCCAUACUUCUUCAAGAAUCACACCCUGUUCAAAGGCUUCCGCGGUAAAGCAGAGUUUGCUAAUGAAACCUUCAAUGAGCUGGAUGAGCAUCAUCACCUGGGCCACGUAGACGCCGCCUUCCUCAUGCACAACCCAGACGACCCCACCCACCACGACCACAUCUUCUUCUUCUUGGACACCCAUGUGUUCAGCUAUUACCAACACAAGCUGGAGCGCGGCUUCCCCAAGCUCAUCUCUCAGGUUUUCCCUGGAAUCCCCGACCACCUCGACGCUGCCGUCGAAUGUCCCAAGCCCGAGUGCAAUGAACACUCUGUCAUCUUCUUCAAGGGAAAAGACAUCCUGCACUACAACGUCAAAACCAAAGCCGUGGACAAGAAAACGUUCGCGUCGAUGCCCAACUGCACGUCCGCCUUGCGCUUUACGGACCACUAUUACUGCUUCCACGGACACCAGUUCUCCAAGUUCGACCCAAAGACCGGCGCCGUGCACGGGAAAUACCCCAAAGAGACACGUGGCUCCUUCACGAGGUGCCCCAAGUUCGGCGAAAGGAGCGACCCCGUGGAGAGAGAGCGCUGCAGCCGCGUCCACCUGGACGCCAUCACGUCCGACGACGCGGGGAACAUCUACGCCUUCAGAAGUCAUCACUUCAUCCAAAAGAACGAGGGCAACGACACGCUGACGGUCGACACGGUGGAGAAUGACUUCAAGGAGCUGCACAGCGAGGUCGACGCCGCCUUUACCUACAACGGUCACCUGCACAUGAUCAAGGGCGACAAGUUUUUCGUCUAUAAGGCCGGUAACCCCCCCACCCUGGUGCCAGGUUUCCCCAAAGCUCUGCACAAUGAGCUGGGCCUCAACGGCCCCAUCGAUGCCGCAUUCGUCUGUCAGGAUCAUCACAUCGCUCACGUGAUCAAAGGCACCGACGUCUACGACGUGGAGCUGAAGGCCGCCCCCCGCACCGCCAAGAACAAGCGCCCGUUCUCCCUCUUCAGGAAGGUCAACGCCGCCAUGUGCGGCCCUGAGGGCGUCACCGUGAUCGUCGGGAACCAUUUCUACAGAUUCGCCAGCACUCAGCUGUUCGUGGCGAGCAGAGCCCUGCCGGAGCAGCACAAGGUGUCGCUGGAGCUGUUCGGCUGUGACCACUGAAGGCCGUGAAACAUGGAACGGCCGCAUGACGAGCUUCAGGCCACGUCUGCGUCUCGUACCAGUGUCUGACCUCAGGAACCUGGAGCGGUUCCUCCUUUACACAACGAUGCUCAGGUCCUCGGUGACGAGGGCAUUUCCUGUUUCUCUGUGACUAAUUUUGUAUCAUGUUAAUGUGAAUAAAGAGGAGAGACAACACUA